This is a messenger RNA of Triplophysa dalaica, 780 nucleotides long. Its product is annotated as C-C chemokine receptor type 8-like. NCBI's taxonomy places the organism in Eukaryota, Metazoa, Chordata, Actinopteri, Cypriniformes, Nemacheilidae. The record is from RefSeq and is a predicted model, not a curated record. Bases 1 to 780 code for a protein of 259 amino acids. Gene Ontology annotation, cellular component: membrane. The transcript has a single exon. Gene Ontology annotation, biological process: phospholipase C-activating G protein-coupled receptor signaling pathway; positive regulation of Rho protein signal transduction. Gene Ontology annotation, molecular function: G protein-coupled receptor activity.
AUGACACUUAGUGAUAGUUCGAACAUUUUUCUUUGCUGCAUCAAUGUCCUGUUCGGUUUUCCAACAAACUCCUAUAUUAUUUGGCUUAUCGUCACAGGAACAAAAAGUUCAAUUAUAUCGAAAUUUUUCCACCUCAAUCUUUCAGUUUGUGAGAUUGGUAACUGUCUGAAUUCGUUAUUUGUUAUUCUGUUACUUUUGUCAUCAAGUCUUGCACCACUCUCCAAUUUUUUUCAAGGACUUGGCAUCACUGGUCGUCCUCUUUUUCAGUGUCUGAUCUCUGUUGAGCGUUACAUUGCAGUGGUUCAUCCUGUAACCUUUCUGAAGUACAAGAGUCUCAGAUAUAGAUGCAUGUUCUCAACAUGUGCCUGGAUAACUUGUCUUGCUUCUUGUUGUUGGUGCAUCUUUAUUUUUUCUGUAUUAAACGGUAUUUUUACAUUGUUCUUUUUGGUUCAGUUCCUCGUCUUCCUUUCAAUUCAGUUGUUUAGCCUUAUGGCUGUUCUCAGAGCUCUAAAGAAGCCAGGACCAGGAGAGAGAGGGAAAGGGAGAGAAGAGGAAAACCACAUGAAGAGAAGAGCGUUUUAUCUUAUACUAAUAACUACUUUCAACAUGGUUAUUCUUUAUGUCCCAUUUAUUGUCUCAGGAUUUGUUUUUAUUUUCACAAACCUUACAUCUUUUGGAUUUUGGUUUUCUUCUGUGUUUUGUUAUGUUUUGGCAGGUUUUGUACAGCCUGUUCUUUUUCUGCAGAGAGCCGGAAAACUCUCCUGCUUCUGCUCUGCAUAA